Penicillium brevicompactum is the source of this 1248-nucleotide messenger RNA. RefSeq names its product GMC family oxidoreductase. The transcript has a single exon. Lineage: Eukaryota; Fungi; Ascomycota; Eurotiomycetes; Eurotiales; Aspergillaceae. The record is from RefSeq and is a predicted model, not a curated record. Bases 1 to 1248 code for a protein of 415 amino acids. Gene Ontology annotation, molecular function: flavin adenine dinucleotide binding; oxidoreductase activity, acting on CH-OH group of donors.
AUGUCAUACACACGAGCGCAGAAGGUGCAGAUUGAUUCCUGGGAAAAGUUUGGGAACAAAGGGUGGAAUUGGGACAGUCUCUUUCCGUAUUAUCUCAAAUCGGAGCAGUUCCAAGUUCCCACUGCAGACCAAGCUGCUAGAGGGGCCGACUACUAUAAGAGCUACCACGGAGAACACGGUCCGCUUAAGGUUGGUUGGCCCAAGUUCAUGACCAACAGCAGUGUGCUUCCGAUCCUCGACCAAACCUUCCAGCAAGUCGGGGUCUCCUACAAUAGGGAUAUCAAUGGUGGAAGUAUGGUAGGGCUCACAGUUCACCCUGAUACCAUCGACAGAGAGGCCAAUGUUCGUCACGAUGCCGCCCGAGCGUAUUUUUGGCCUUAUGAAAACCGCUCUAAUCUCAAAAUCAUCUCGAAUACCUACGCAAACAAGAUUGUGUGGGGUGAAGACUCGGGUGGUGAUGCGGUGGCUGUUGGGGUCGAGGUCCGAGGAGUCGAGGGAGUGGAAACCAUCUACGCCUCGAAAGAAGUUAUACUGUCUGCGGGCUCCUUGAAGUCGCCGGCGAUUUUGGAACAUUCGGGCAUCGGAAACUCGGACAUUCUCAAAAAGCAUGGAAUUUCGCUGAAAGUGAACAUCUCGUCCAUUGGCGAGAAUUUACAGGACCAAACCAACAAUGGGCUAUUCUAUGAAGGAAAGGAGUUUUUGCUCGGCCUGCCAACCUUCUCUGCCCUCCCCUCCGCCGAACAAAUUUAUGGAGACGACUCAUCCACCGUUGCUUCUAGGGUGAGCUCAAAUCUUGCAGACUACGCAAAAAAUGUCUCAAUUGCCUCGAAAGGUGCGGUCCAGGAAGCGAAUGUGCUAGCUGCUCUCCAGCUGCAGUAUGACCUGGUCUUCAAAUCCCAUGUGCCAUUUGCGGAGAUUGUCCUCAUUCCGAUUGGGCACUCGUUCUCCAGCGAAUACUGGCCACUUUUGCCGUUUUCAAGGGGCAGCGUGCACAUCCAGUCCCCCGAUCCGUCGGAAGCUCCCGCGAUCAAUCCGAACUACUUCAUGUUUGCGCCAGACCUGGAUGCCCAAGUCGGUGUCGCGCGCUUCAUUCGGAAGGCAUUUGAAACCUCUCCAUUAAAUCAUUUGGUCGGGGAAGAGUACGCGCCAGGGUUUGAGCAUGUGCCGGAGGAUGCUUCGGACCCAGUCUGGCAAAGUUGGAUCAGGUCAAAUUGUGAGUCCCAUCGAAACCCAGAAGAAAGAUUUUGA